Molecule: messenger RNA, 1337 nt
Organism: Belonocnema kinseyi
Lineage: Eukaryota; Metazoa; Arthropoda; Insecta; Hymenoptera; Cynipidae
Exons: 7
Coding region: 104-1123 (339 amino acids)
Source: RefSeq, a predicted model, not a curated record
AUUUUUAUGGUCGGCUUCGGUUGUCAGUUUGAAAUUCGCACAGGCUUAUUGGAACUACGCAAUACAGGAAGUUCUUACAUUCGGAUCAAAUCUUGAGAGGAGCAUGAAUGAUUUUAAAUUGGAUUCCAGAUAUCGGUCUGGCUUUCCACAAUAUUUUCCACGUCGGAAAUGGAUGUGUGUUUCGGGAGUAUUUUUAAUACUCACUUUGUUAUCAGUUCUCAGUUUUUCUUUAAACAAUUAUUUGUUUAUCCCCUCGCCUAGAAUUUCUAAGGAUGAAGUUUUAUCUGAAGGGUACCAAAAAGUUUUGGCAACUUGGUACAAUUUUUCUAAUAGCAAUAAGUGGUACAAUAGGAAAAAUGUCUCUCAAAGGAACAAAGACUUAGUUCGUGAAGUUAAAGAAAAUUGGAUAAUUGAAAAACACGAACUGAAUUAUUCUCUUCAAUCGCCGGAGGUGAAAGACCCUUCUAUGGGCCAAGCAGAAGUUAUACGACAAAUUUUUAAUUAUUCGAGAAAUGGAUUUUUCAUCGAAUGUGGUGCUUAUGACGGAGAGACUCGAAGCAACACUCUGAACCUUGAACGUUUUUAUGGAUGGACUGGAUUGUUAAUUGAAGCAGAUCCCUUAAAUUUUGCAAAAAUGUUAAUGAAAAAAAGAAAAGCGUAUUUAUCGCCGUCAUGUCUCAGUAUUAAACCCUACCCUCAAAUUGGCUCUUUUCUAAUGGCAAAUAACAUUGGACGUCUUCACGAACCGCCAAAUUCAACAGAUGUAAAACUGAAAAACAAUGCAGAUGUUGCCCAUGUUGGAAAACAUGUUGAAGUUCAGUGUUUUCCCUUAGCAACUUAUAUUUUCGCAUUUAAUCGAACCAUCGAUUAUCUCAGCUUAGACAUAGAAGGCAACGAAAUCGACGUUUUGGAAACCAUACCUUUCGACUCUGUUGAUAUUAAGACUUUGUCAGUGGAAUAUAUUCAUAAUGAAAGAAGUAGGGAUUACAUGAUCGAUCUGAUGAAGAAAAAUGGAUAUUAUGUUCACAGUUAUGUUGAACAUGAAGACAAUCUAGCAAAUGAUAUAAUUUUCGUAAAAGAAGAAUUUAUGCCACUGAAAACAAAUAAUUUAGAUAUAAAUUAAGUAUUAGUCUUGAGCUAGAACUGAUUUAUUCUCAAUUUCUCCAAACUAUAAAGAUUUUAAUUUAUUGAACUGUAUUCUUAACAGUGAGCUCAGUAAUUGUUCAUCAUGUCAAAAUGAAAUUCUCACUUUUGAAGCAUUCCUAAAUGAUAGUAUAUAAACUAAGUUACAAAUAUUAGUGGGGGAGGGGGCAAAGAGUACAGUUGGUAACAUGUGG